This is a messenger RNA of Penicillium chermesinum, 1506 nucleotides long. RefSeq lists its product as uncharacterized. The record is from RefSeq and is a predicted model, not a curated record. Bases 1 to 1506 code for a protein of 501 amino acids. Gene Ontology annotation, molecular function: metalloendopeptidase activity. Lineage: Eukaryota; Fungi; Ascomycota; Eurotiomycetes; Eurotiales; Aspergillaceae. Gene Ontology annotation, biological process: proteolysis; peptide metabolic process. The transcript has 2 exons.
AUGGCCGUACACGAAGAACCGCCCCUGUUCAACACCACUCCUUCUCAAUUAAUCAAAUCAGCGUCUGACUUGAUCGAUCGAGUUAACCAAACCAUUAGCGACCUUGUCCAGUCUGUGUCGCCCGAGAUGGCAUCUUUCGAAAAUACAAUUCUCCCAUUCGCGGACAUCGAGAACGAAAUUAAGGGCAGUGUGCAAUACAUGGCCCUUUUCCAAGCCGUCUCUCCUGAUCCGGAGAUGCGCAAGGCGUCUUCGACUGCUGUCAACACCGUCGAUAAAGCCUACCUUGAGCUAUUCCGAGACCGUCCAUUAUACUCACUAGUGCAUGCAGUACAAAGCAAGAGCUUACAGGGUACCAUGGAUGCUGAAGACAGCAAGUAUCUGAAAAGGCUCCAUUCCUUAUUCUGGGAUAACGGGGUUGGGCUGGAGGGAAGUGCAAAGAAGCGUUUCAAUGAGAUCUCUAAUAGGUUGGUGGAACUGCAAGUUGCUUUCAUGGAAAACUUGGGCUCCGAUCCUGGUUGUGUUUCGAAGACCCAAGAUGAGCUUGUUGGUCUGACUGCCAAAGAAGUGGACAAUUUUUCGAACGGUAUUCCUUUGAAAAAAUCACAAACCAACAUUGUUCUCUCACAUUGCCGCAAUAGUGAGACUCGGAAGGAGAUAUUUCUUCGAGGCCAGAAUAUAUUCCCCGAAAAUGCCGAUCUACUGAAAGAAACAGUCAUUCUUCGAGAUGAAGCAGCUAGGUUGCUCGGCUUCAGCUCAUUUGCAGCACAGAAGGCAGGCGAGAAAAUGCUCAGUUCACCUCAAUCGAUCCACCGGACACUUGACGAACUUGCAGAUCAUUUACGUCCACUCGCCCAAAUCGAGCUACGAAUAAUGCGAGAGCUGAAAGACGGCUCUGAUGAAUCUUUCUUUUUAUGGGACUUUGACUAUUACCAUGAUCUUCUCCUACGGGAACGAUACAAUGUGGAUCAUGAAUUGAUAUCAGAGUAUUUUCCAGCAUUAUACACGGUCGGGAAAAUGCUUACGAUCUUUGAGGGCAUACUUGGUCUGAGAAUAGAAGAGAUUCGAGAUAUAUCUAAGGAAAGAAUCUGGCAUCCGGAAGUCCAAGUGUUUCGCGUUCAAUGCGCGGAGACAUUGCAGCUUCUUGGAUUUCUCUACGUGGACAUCUUUCCCCGAGCAGGGAAGUACAACCAUGCGGCGAAUUUCAAUAUCUUUCCGGUAGGUGAUAAUGCCAGUGAACUUUCCAAGCUAAUGGACAAUAUGCAGUCUUACAAUCCUCCACAGGGAGGGAAAGCACCCGUUGUAUGCACGGCUCUAGUAUGCAAUUUAUCUCAGCCAUCCCCCGGAAAACCGGUGCUGCUGAAGCAUCGGGAGGUCGUCACUUUAUUCCAUGAACUUGGGCACGUAGCAAAGGCUAUGAAAACACUCGAACGGUUUCUUUUCUUCCGAAUCAUCUUGUUCGAAAUCUGGCUGCAGCCAAAGGGGUUAAUCAAGCUAUCUCGACACUAA